This is a messenger RNA of Penicillium soppii, 1281 nucleotides long. RefSeq lists its product as uncharacterized. Gene Ontology annotation, biological process: transmembrane transport. Gene Ontology annotation, molecular function: transmembrane transporter activity. NCBI's taxonomy places the organism in Eukaryota, Fungi, Ascomycota, Eurotiomycetes, Eurotiales, Aspergillaceae. The transcript has 5 exons. The coding region runs from base 1 to 1281 and encodes 426 amino acids. The record is from RefSeq and is a predicted model, not a curated record.
AUGAAUGUUCCUCUAGAUCGUAACAAGCCAUGGGGGUUUCAAUGGCGAUCGUCCGUAUAUUUUAUCGUCGCGACCAUGGCAGUCGCUUUACUCGCCGAUAUGUACAUGUAUGGAUUCCUGGUACCACUUCUCCCUUACGUAUUGGAGCAUCGUUUGGGGCUGGAUAAUUCUCUCACUCAGCGCAUAAGCACUGCCUUGUUAUCGGAGAGUGCGCUGGUCAUGGUCGUAGCCAGUCCAUUGAUCGGAUCGCAUGCCGAUCGCUCGGGUGCCAAACGACUAUGGCUGUUAGCUGGCCUUGCUGGCGCAUUGCUGGGUUCUUUGAUACUCGCUUUGGCAAAUUCAGUCUUCACGCUUUUUGCAGGAAGGCUGGUACAGUCUGUUGCUAGUAGCUCUCUCUGGGUUGUAGGCUUUGCAACUCUUGCGGAAAACGUCCCGGCUGAUGACAUGGGCAAGAUGUAUGGCAUUGUGACUGUCGCCAUUGCCGUGGGUACCUCGGGUGGCCCACUUGUCGCUGGUGUCUUAUUUGAUCUUGGUGGGUACUGGGUGGCUUGGUCCAGUGUGCUUUUGGUCGUCAUCUUUGAUGUGAUUCUGCGAUGUCUGAUGAUAGAGCGUCUGCCAAAUGACCAUCAACCGGUUGACACGAGGCCGAUUGAGCAAGACACGGAGAGAGAUGCUCUUUUGCCACCCUUGAAUCAGUCAGAGGAAGUGAGAGAAGAAGAGGCCCUUAUUGACGAGAGAACUGGAAUUCAGUUCUAUUGGUGCCUGUUUACCAACGGUCGCUUCCUUGGCGGUGUGAUCAGUUAUGUGUGUUUCGCCAUUCUAAAUGCAAGUUUCGACACGACACUCCCGCUUCAUGUGCGUGACACGUUUGGGUGGGGAUCUUUGCCGUCCGGACUUUUGUUUGCCGUUUUCCAGGGUCCCGGGGUGUUCCUAAGCGUUCCUCUCGGUUGGCUGAAGGACCGGGUGGGUACUCGGCACCCAACCACGAUUGGAUUUGCACUUCUUGUACCUUUUCUGUGGCUCAUUGGGAUACCGGGGGAUAAACGGUUUCCUUGGGCAAAUCAAGGGCAGAUCGGCCCGGUCAUAUACAGUGCCGCUGUCAGUGGUGCUGGGAUUGUGAUCUGCUUACUGAAUGGAGUGGGUAUGAUGGAAGCCAUUCACGCUGUGGAUGAGAUACAAGGGGAGAACCCCGGGAUCUUUGGACGUAACGGGGGGUAUUCCCGAGCAAUUUCGGUACGGGGAUGUGCGGAUUUUGCUCCUUCGUCGCAUUUUGGAAUUUGA